Phymastichus coffea is the source of this 2907-nucleotide messenger RNA. Its product is annotated as choline transporter-like 2. The transcript has 8 exons. Gene Ontology annotation, cellular component: membrane. The record is from RefSeq and is a predicted model, not a curated record. Gene Ontology annotation, biological process: transmembrane transport. Gene Ontology annotation, molecular function: transmembrane transporter activity. Lineage: Eukaryota; Metazoa; Arthropoda; Insecta; Hymenoptera; Eulophidae. The coding region runs from base 212 to 2233 and encodes 673 amino acids.
GCCGUGUAUCGAUGGUGGUGAGUGCGGUGACCAGAGGCUUCCAGAUUUUAACUGCACAGUUUGCAUCGCACAUAAAAAGCAUAAUAAUUUUAAUUGAUGAAGACAAAUUUUACUUUUAAUGUGUAAAACUUUAAAAUUGAACGUGUUCUAUAUAUGUUAUAGAACAACUGACGUGUUGCACCUAGUAAUAUUUCAGUUUUGAGCAACAAUUAUGUCGAAUAAUGAAGAAAAAUACGGGACAAAAAUUCAAUACGAUCCGUUAUGGAAAGGACCAAUGCAAAACAUUAGAUCUCCUACUGAUAGGAUUUGGUUGAUUGUUUUUUGUAUCUACUUAAUAAUUUACAUUGGAGCUGCCAUUUAUGGGUUCUCUGUUGGUGAUAUGAGAAAAUUAGCUUAUCCUUCAGAUAGUGGUGGUCGAUUCUGUGGUAUUGAUGAAGGAGUAGUUGAUAAGCCCUAUCUAAUGUAUUUGAAUUUAAGAAAAUGCAUACCAUCAAAUAGUACAUCAAAUAAUACUGAUAUUUUUCAUCCCUGUCAAUCUUCAAGUGUUUGUGUAUCACAAUGUCCACUUGAAAAUUUUAUGUACAAUAAAUUUGUUCCUGUAAAUGAGAUAAAAAAUAAAUUAAUUUGCACAGCUGAUGUCAAUCUCACAUCCAUUACAACAGCUGAGGAGAUUGAGAUUUUAAUUUCUAAUGAUAAAUGUGCUAAAUGGUAUUUAAAAAGUAGACAUACCUUAAAGCACUGCAUAGCAUCAGAGACAUGGAAAGGACAUGAACAUGAAACAAUCACAGAAGAAGAGUUGAAAAAUGUUAAUAUUAUUAUUGAAGUUAGUAAAUCAUUUGUGAAGAAAACAUAUAGCCUUACCAAAUUGGCUCUGCGCCCAGCUUUAGUGGCUACUUUAUUGGCUAGCAUUUUCGCAGUGAUAUAUGUGGUACUAUUGAAAUGGCUUGCUUUGCCAAUGAUCUACAGUGCAAUCUGCAUGUUCCUUGCUCUUAUCGGAGUUAUAAUUUAUUUUUUGACUGUUCAGUAUACUAAAACAAAUGAUAAAGGAAUAUUGUUUGCUCUUAUCAUCUGUGUGAUAUUCAUAAUUAUUACUAUAAUAGCAGUCAUCUAUUUUCGUAAAAAAAUCUAUCUAGCUUGCCAACUAAUCAAAGAAUCUAGCAAAGCUGUCAUGAAUUUACCAGCAACGCUAGCCUUUCCAGUUAUUCCAUGGAUACUUUACAUCGUUGUAGUAACUUUUUCUGCUUUGUUUACUUUGAGUCUUCUAACAAUUACAGUUCCUAACUAUACAAUUGAAAAACUGGAUGGUGGAGAUAUAGAUGGUUGCCAAUGCAAAAACCCAAUAGCAAAUUAUUUCAGUGGAGAAAUAUGUAAACCUGAUGAUUUCAGUAAGGAAUGCAGUUUACCAAAUGGACAACCUUGCAAGUUUAUAAAUUGCCGAUUAGAUGGUGGAAUAUAUCCGAGUUAUGUAAAUUUUCUCCAUUUUAUCAAUCUCCUUGGCUUUUAUUGGCUCAUAUUUUUCAUUAGUGGAUUUGAAUUCAUGGUACUUGGUGGCACUUUUGCAACAUGGUAUUGGUCUUUACAAAAAGAUAGCGUUAGCAAUUACUCUUUAGCUGCAAGUAUAUCUAGAACUACGAGAUACCAUUUGGGAACAAUAGCUAUUGGGUCAUUCAUACUAGCAAUCGCUCAAAUCAUACGUUUAUUACUGAAAUCUCUACAAGGUAAAUUGAAAGAAACAAACCAUCAAGUGGCAGAAAUGCUAGUCUGCAUCUGUAGAGGCGUGUUUGACUUAUUGGAUUUAUUCUUAAAUUUUUUAAACUACAACGCCUACAUCAUGUGCGCCAUCCAUGGCAAAAGCUUUUGUCAAUCGGCAAAAAAUGCAUUUAAUUUGCUGAUGAGGAAUAUUAUUAAAGUGUUUGUCGUAGAUACAACAGCAAAUUGGCUAUUUUUCAUGGCUAAAGUACUCAUUACUUUGUUAAUUACCGGAUUUACUACUUUAUAUCUGAAGUAUUCUCUACCAUGGCAAGACAAUGAUGAUUCUGGUCCAUACUCUGCAAUUACAAUAGUGCUAACUAUUAUUGGUACAUUCAUAAUUUCUACAGUCUUCUUCAACGUACAAAGUAUCGCAGUUAAAACUAUUUUCUUAUGCUUUCUUGAAGAUACCGAACGAAAUGAUGGCUCUGAUGAUAGACCUUAUUACAUGAGUAACAAGCUUGAAAAAUUGUUACAAAAAUAAUCAAAAAAGUUUAGUCUUCACUUACUUCUAAUUUUAAUAUUAAUUAAUUGAAAUCUUGAUCCAUUAUAAGCUGCUUGUUCUCGUUUCCCUUUAUAUUUAAUAAUAUUUCUCUUUUAAUGCCUUACCUACUUAAAUAUUUCUUAUUACAAAUUAUUCACUGUAUUUAUAUUGUGAUUAAUUAACAAAUUGACUAAAGUCUAUUUUUAUACAAUUAUCUAUAAUUAUUUUGAUACGUUUUAUAUUUAUAUACUUUAAAUAUAUUUAUAUGGCAUACUGAUUGAUAUUUUUAUAAAAUAUUUUAAUUUAGCAGUCAAUUAUAUUUAUAACAAUAGGUAUGUGUGUGUGUGUGUAUUUUAUAAAUGUAUAUUCAAAACUAUCAGUGUUAAAAACUCUUAAAUUAAAGCUUUAUGUCUGAUACUUUGUCUGAUCUAUACAAUCAAUAUAUGAAAUAUUAUACACAAAUAUAUGAAAGUUUCCUGUUCUAUAUACAUAUAAAUAUGGUGUGCUGGACAUUAUAGAUGAUGCAUUAUGAAUAAAUAUAAUUUAGUCAAAUAAGUAUUUUUAUUAAAUUAUAACUUGAUAUUUUCGACUUUCUAUAUGAUCAAUAUAUAAAAUGUUAUAUACAGAAUAUAUGAAAGUUUUCUGAUCUAUAUAUAUAAAUAUGGUGUGCUUAA